Monoraphidium neglectum is the source of this 435-nucleotide messenger RNA. Its product is annotated as putative U6 snRNA-associated Sm-like protein LSm2. Bases 1 to 435 code for a protein of 144 amino acids. Gene Ontology annotation, biological process: mRNA splicing, via spliceosome. Gene Ontology annotation, molecular function: RNA binding. Gene Ontology annotation, cellular component: Lsm1-7-Pat1 complex; U4/U6 x U5 tri-snRNP complex; P-body. The record is from RefSeq and is a predicted model, not a curated record. The transcript has 4 exons. NCBI's taxonomy places the organism in Eukaryota, Viridiplantae, Chlorophyta, Chlorophyceae, Sphaeropleales, Selenastraceae.
AUGCUGUUCUACUCGUACUUCAAGACGCUGGUCGGGAAGGAAGUGAGCGGUGCCCUGGCAUUAGGGAUAGGGCCUCCGAGGGCUGGCGGCAGCUCAGGCUGGAAGACAGCAGUGCUACCGAAGCAGCGCAUGCGCCCGAUGCUGCCGAUGCUUCUGCUGGCGCUCAAGCUGCUGCACCUGCGUGCUGCAGACGAGGUCACCGUCGAGCUGAAGAAUGACCUGGCCAUCACGGGGGUGCUGCACUCUGUGGACCAGUAUCUCAAUAUCAAGCUCACAUCCACGCGGGUGGUGGACGAGGCAAAGUACCCCCAUAUGAUGUCCGUCCGCAACUGCUUCGUCCGCGGCUCCGUAGUCCGCUACGUGCACCUACCCCCUGGCAGCGUAGAUGUGGAGAUUCUGCACGACGCAACGCGCAGGGAGGCCAAGGGCGCGUGA